GACUGCAUUAUUUUAUGGAGAAAAUACUUUUAUUUCUGUAAUAGACUGAGAUCAAUGCUUUACAUGCAACGAGAUUUCUAACAGAAGAUGAAGAAAGGCUCUGAAGGUCCUCCUGGGCCUGACCCUGACCCUGACCCAUCAGGACCCUCUGAUGGCUCAAGACCAGGAUCUGCUCCAGGCCCAUCUCAGGAGGAACCCUCUCUAUCUGAUCUACAGGAAUACAUCCUAAACCUCUCUGAAGAGGAGUGGAUGGCAUUCGCCAGCAUUUUUCAUACCCCUAUGACCAGGACACACUUCUUGCACAUAUGUAAGGCUAUCCUUAGAGUGGUCAGCUUCAGCUCCAUCACCAUGGUUUUACCAGCCUAUGUGUGCAUGGCCAAGGAUGCUGAAAUGACUUUCAGCAGACCCUCAAGUGCCACUAGCUCCGCCUCAUCAUCUGAAAUCACUCCAAAAAGACCUGGUAGUCAGAUGUUUCUCAAGCUGAAAAGUGUUCUUGGAAGACUACAAAAAUCUGUGGCAUGGCACAAGAUAUCUCGCUCAGCCGAUUCACCUUCUCUGUGCCCUAUGGUGGCAGAACAUGGAAGUGAAUCCCAUGACCUGACCUGUAUGGCAAAGACCCUGGAAAGGCUCCUUUCAAGUGACAAUAUCGACAACAUUGCCAAAGGCCUUGUGGAUCAGAUUCAGGCUGUUCGGCAGGACAGGAGCCCAACUCCCCCUACUUUGGAUGGAAAAAGAACCCCUGGGUGUGAGACUCAAAAGACGCCUCCCCAGAAGACACUGAGUGCCACUCAGGUAGUUUACUCUUUCACUGAGCAGGCCAUCAAGGGAUUGUUGCAGCCCUUCCUUCUCCCUCUGGUGCAAUGGAAUGCUGGUUGUGAUGUUGCUACGUCCAGAUUCUCUGUCUCCGGGAUCGAAAGCACACCAGCCGUAAAAUCAUUUCUUGGCCAGGAAAAGCCUGACUGCAGCUGUCUGGUGGCCAGGUUAAUGCAAGCACUGCCCAGCGUUCCCCAUCAGCAAACCACAGAUUCGUCAAAGAUUGUGACAUCAACCUCUUCUACUGAAGUUGCAAAUGUCUUCUCCCAGCUCAUGACCUCCCAGGUCAUUGACAUGAUCGACUCGGAGAUGGCGAAAUAUCUUGAGCAGAACAAAGAAUUAACUUCGGACGAAGCAAGGAUUCUAUCAACAACGCCUGACAAACGUGAGCCCGCGCUUGGUGAGCGCCUGGCCUCUAGCCCUGAUUCCCAAGGUGGUUUGAUGUCAAGGCUCCUGAAAAGGUUCCUCUCAGAAUUCAAAUCAACUGAUUCAUCUGUGCUUGUUGCAACUGAUGGUGUCAAAGCCUUUGCAUCCACCAGUGAGAAGACGCAGUCUGCCUCUGCCAGACUUGAAGAUGUGCUGGGACUCUUCACAAGUGUGAUGGUUCACAAAGUGUUGGAGCUCCUUGAUGCUGACUUGGAAGUAAAACAGGGCGGAGACCUUGACCUGGCUAAGAGAAUUAUCGACAUGGACAUGAGGCCUCAGAGCUCAUCCAGCAUUCCUCUGAGCUCUACUACAGCUCCUUCCAUGCCGCACUCAGGUUCCACCAUCCCUGACAUAUACAAGUAUGUGACUGCCCGCGAACAACAAUUCAUCUCUACUGCGUGCAAGCAUCCUGGAGACACCGAUGACAAUGGCUGUUUGGUCACAGCACUGGUGCUGCGUCUGUUGAUUAAGAUGCAAGACCAGCAGACUGUCCCUGUGGAGGCUAAAACGGACACCCAGAAGCUUCUGGAACGACUCUUGCUCGAGUUCACCAACGCAUCAGGCACUCUGGACUUCAGCAUGUAUCAGAGCAACGCCAAACUGCAGGCACUCUACCGCACCCUGAACACGCUACUGCUGAGGAACUUCGGAUCGCAGGCCAUCCUGCAGAGACCAGUGGAUGCAAAGGACUCCUCAUUUGAUGACCUCUUGAUGUUAACAUUGAGCAAAGAGCUGCGGAAGUGGGAUGCGGAAGUCACAGCUGCCACAUCAGCCCCAGCUGCCACAUCAGCCCCAGCUGCCACAUCAGCCCCAGGUGCCCCAUCAGCCCAAAAUGCCCCACCCUCCCCUGAGUCUCAGGCAGGAACCACAGGCAGCAAGACUCACAAGAGGUGGCUCAGCUUCAAGGUAAAUGAAAAUUCAUUGAUAACUUAAUUGAUAAAUUGAUAACUUCAUUCUGUCAAUAGCAGUUUUAACAUACAGAAACGGGUUACAGACAAUCUUUAAAAUAGUGCAUGUUUUCCUCUUCUAGCUCCCAAAGACACUUGGUAAGAAGAAAGUGUCUCCCUCUGAUGCCGUUCUUCCUGACAUAAAUCAGAGCAAUAAUGCUGAUGCUGCAGAUGUGCCUGUCCAGAUGCCCCGUGAACGCUCGAUGUUCAUCAGAUUGUUCACAUGCUGUUUCAAAGGCUCUGGGGAAUCCUGAACCUUUCCUUCCCCCAAAUUUCCCCAAACUCCCUCCCUGUACCCCACAUUCUCUUAAAUUCCCUCCAUAUCCCUUGAAAUUCCCAUCCCAAACACACACACACACACACACACACGUAUGCACGCAUGUGCACACACACACACACACAUGCCCAGACCACUCACCAACAUUGCAAUCACAGACACACAGAUGCAUGCACAUGCACGGACACACACACAGACACACACAGACCUGCACACAGCCCCCCUCCUACACAACAUUAAAACAUUGAAAAAUAAUUACACAAAAAAAACAAUAAAACCAACAAAACCCUCA
Engraulis encrasicolus (European anchovy) is the source of this 2755-nucleotide messenger RNA. RefSeq lists its product as uncharacterized. The record is from RefSeq and is a predicted model, not a curated record. The coding region runs from base 88 to 2172 and encodes 694 amino acids. Lineage: Eukaryota; Metazoa; Chordata; Actinopteri; Clupeiformes; Engraulidae. The transcript is spliced from 5 exons.